AUGGCGUGCCAACCCGACCCAGAAGCCUGCAAAGGCUGCGCUCAAUCCCCCUCCAGCGCCCACGCCCACGCCAACGGCCACAUCGCAGACAUCGAAGACUACAAAACCGAGCUGCAAACCCUCCGAGCGCGAACCGAGGACCUCGAAGCGCAACUCGCAAAACUCAAUGGAAAUGGAAGAAGAGACCUCCGGUCCGCGAAAUGGUUCCAUCGUCAGGACGACAAAGCCCUCUCCGCGCUGUACGUGGACCGCUACCUGAACUACGGCCUGACAAAAGAAGAACUCCAGUCGCGGAAACCCAUCAUCGGGAUCGCCAAUUCGGGCUCCGAUCUGGCGCCGUGUAAUCAGUACCAUACGACCUUGGCCAAGCGGGUCAGAGAGGGGAUUCGAAGCGCCGGCGGCAUCGCGAUGGAAUUCCCCACGCAUCCGAUCCAGGAAUCGAGUCGACGGCCGACCGCGACGCUGGAUCGGAAUCUAUCGUAUCUGACGCUUGUGGAAUUGUUGUAUGCGUAUCCGUUCGAUGGGGUGGUGUUGAUGACGGGAUGCGACAAGACGACACCGGCGUGUCUCAUGGCCGCUGCGACGAUGAAUCUCCCGGCGAUAUGUCUGAACGUGGGACCCAUGCUGAAUGGGUAUCACGGAAACGACAGGAUUGGGUCCGGGACGGUGCUCUGGAAGGCGAGGGAAUUGCAUGCGGCGGGGGAGAUUGACGAUGAGGAAUUGACGGAUUUGGUGACGAGGGGCACGCCGAGUGUGGGGCAUUGUAAUACGAUGGGGACGGCGAGCACGAUGAAUGCUCUUGCUGAAGCGCUCGGGAUGGCCUUGCCAGGGAGCGCGACGAUCCCGGCGCCGUAUCGGGAACGAGCGCAGUGUGCUUAUAAGACCGGCUUGCAGAUUGUGGAGAUGGUGAGGGAGGAUAGGAAGCCGAGUGAUAUCAUGACGAGGGAAGCGUUUGAGAAUGCUAUCGUUGUCAAUACGGCGAUUGGAGGGAGUACGAAUGCUCCUAUUCACCUGUCCGCGGUGGCGAAGCAUAUCGGUGUUCCUCUUACGUUGGAUGAUUGGGACCGGAUAGGGUAUCACAUUCCCCUAAUGCUCAAUGUCCAGCCGGCGGGAGAGAUGCUCUGUGAAGAGUAUUACCGAGCAGGCGGCUUGCCAGCAAUCAUGGCCGAACUCCUCGAACAGAACAAGCUCCACGGUUCCAGCCUCACCUGUAACGGCAAAACCAUAGCCCAAAAUGUUCAGGGAAAACACACCUGGGAUCGUCGCACGAUCCUCCCUUACACCAAACCCAUGAAACAAGAUGCCGGAUUCCUGCACAUGACCGGGAACCUCUUCGAUUCCGCAAUCAUGAAAACUUCCGUCAUUUCUCCAGCUUUUCGCUCCGAAUUCCUCGAAAACCCUUCGGAUCCCAAUGCAUUCGAAGCGAGAGCUGUGGUCUUUGAUGGUCCCGAGGAUUACAACCGAAGGAUAGAAACAGCUCCCAUCGACGAACGGACCAUCCUCGUCAUGCGCGGAGCCGGACCAUUGGGAUAUCCCGGAGCGGCAGAAGUAGUAAACAUGACAGCACCGGGCCAUCUCCUCAAAAAGGGCCUGAAAUACUCCCUCCCAUGCAUCGGCGACGGCCGGCAAUCCGGGACCUCAGGCUCCCCUUCCAUCCUCAACGCAUCCCCCGAAGCAGCAGAGAAUGGCAACCUCGCAGUCCUUCACGAUGGAGAUUUCCUGCGUGUGGAUCUGAAUCGGAGACGGGUCGAUAUGUUGAUCCCUCAGGAUGAGAUUGACCGGAGGAGGAAGGCAUUGUUGGAUAGCGGAGGGUAUCAGAUGGUGGAGAGCCAUACGCCGUUUCAGGAUCUUUUCCGGAGGGAAACGGGGCCUCUGAGUGAGGGGAUGGUUUUUCGGAGAGCGGUGGGGUUUCAGAGGGUUGCGCAGAAGGUGGAUAUGCCGAGGGAUAAUCAUUGA
Molecule: messenger RNA, 1956 nt
Organism: Lecanosticta acicola
Lineage: Eukaryota; Fungi; Ascomycota; Dothideomycetes; Mycosphaerellales; Mycosphaerellaceae
Source: the annotation of a GenBank genome assembly